Molecule: messenger RNA, 4068 nt
Organism: Mizuhopecten yessoensis (Yesso scallop)
Lineage: Eukaryota; Metazoa; Mollusca; Bivalvia; Pectinida; Pectinidae
Product: interferon-induced protein 44-like
Exons: 7
Coding region: 189-1703 (504 amino acids)
Source: RefSeq, a predicted model, not a curated record
AUAAUCUUACUGGAAAUUCAUCACGUUCCUUCCUUAGCAAUAUCUUACAAUUCGUGUGGAUUCCCGUUCGCUGUUUCAGUGAUUUGUUGUUCUCCGCUUUCGCUUUUGGUUUCGGCUAACCAGGAAAUGUCGGAAACCUUAUCGAGAGGACCGUCAGUAUGAUGUAAUCCUGAGACAGACUUAACACAAUGACGACCAAGCUAACGCAGACCCACACGGAUCAACUUUCCAAAUGGAUUGACCCGUCAAAAAGCCAUGCGUUUACUUUACUGUACAAGAUCAGCCGUGACGGAUUUAACGCUCAGACUUUCUAUCGUUACUGUGACAACAAAGAGUCGACCGUCACCGUCCUGUACAAUACAAAUAACUCAGUGUGCGGAGCGUACACAGCUGCCAACUGGAAUUCCAACAGUUCAUGUAUCACCGAUGCAUAUGCAUUCUUGUUUAGGCUAGAGUAUAACGGUACAGCACAGCCGAUGAAGUUUCCUAACACAAGUAGAGGCGGCACAAACGCGAUUUACGGGGAUGCAGGUUAUUGGCCAACAUUUGGAUGUGGGCAUGACUUGCACUGCUUCAGUGGAACUGUAAAUAGAUCCGGUAAUUAUUUCCGAUUGAAUGGUUCUGCCAGUAUAGGCUAUACGUACAACAUGCAGGGACAAAACUACAACACUGUGAUGAACGGUCAUCUACAAGUCCUGAAUCUGGAAGUUUACAGUGUUCGAGAGAAAGAAGUGAAGGAACAGAUAGAGGAAGAAGAAUUACUGCAAAGUAAGAAAAAAAAACAGAUCAUGGAAAAGCCAUGGAUGCGUAAUAUCGACUGGAGUUCCUCCUUUGGGAAAGAGAUAAAGAGCAAAGUGGCCACCUAUAAACCAUUAUCCGGACUAGAUCUCCAGCAGGCGAGGAUCCUGUUGGUCGGUCAGGUCGGAUCUGGGAAGUCCAGCUACUUCAACACCAUCAACUCCAUCUUCCGGGGACACAUCAGCGCCCAGGCCAACGCUGGCAGCGCUGAACAUAGUCUUACAACAUCUUACAGGACAUAUCAGGUAAUGGACGGAUAUGCUGGGAAACCUCUCAACUUUCGGUUAUGCGACACACGUGGUCUUGAGGAAGACCAAGGUCUUGAUGAUCACGAUAUUGACUAUCUACUUGAGGGUCACGUGCCAGACAGGUACAAGUUCAACCCUGCUGUUCCACUAUCGCCAGACGAACCUGGGUUUGUGAAGAACCCGACAUUGUCCGAUAGAAUCCACUGUGUUGCAUUUGUCCUGGAUGGUAGUACUGUGGAUGUCAUCCCACAGAAAGUGAUGAAGCGAAUCAAGUCCAUGCAAUUGCGAAUGAAUCAGAGAGGGAUUCCCCAGGUUGUGCUUCUGACGAAAAUCGACACAAUAUGUGAGGAGAUCUCAAAUGACAUCAGCAAAGUGUUUUUCAGUCCAAGGAUGAACGACUGUGUGGACAGGGUCGCCAUGGUCAUGGGGCUGCCCAGGUCGCACAUACUUCCUGUCAAAAACUACGAAUGUGAGGUAGAGCUUGAUCAGAACAUUAACAUUCUGUCACUUCUCAGCCUCAGACGAAUUCUCAAUUUCGCUGACGACAACCUGUACAACGAACUGAAUGAGAUUAAGGCUGGCAAGACGUAUAGAUUAAGUAUAGUUUUGAUAUUGUUGUUUAUAUCUUUUUACUCAUUUGUGGCGAUACUGAUAUAAAGGUCCGCUUUAACAGUUAGGUGACCGCACUAUUCACCAAAAAAUUAGUGCGUACAAUAUUGUUAUCAACAAAACGUGGAGUUAAGAGGAGUUUAAUAACCAUUGGUAUUUGACAGUAAUUUACGGAGUUACGUCCCUUUUUUUCAAUUGCUGAAAUCAAUUGCUCGAUAUGUCGAGUAUUUUGCAACGUAUUUAAUUCAAACAUCAUAGAAAAGAUAAUUGCCAAAAGAGCUCGAAUAAUUUCAAUAAUCAUUAUUAUCAGACACAGUUUUCUGAGUAAUGCCCCUUUAUUUAAUUGCUGAACAGUGCCCCUUGAUGUAUCGAGUAAUUUACAAUGAAUUAACCACAAGCUCCAUAGGAAUUAUAACUACAUAUGUACCAUGAGUUCUCAAAAAAACCACAAUUAUCUACAAAUGUAACUGUAAUUUACUGAGGUAUGCCAAUUUAAUCACUUACUGAACAGUGUCCCCUCGAUAAACAUAUUUCGAGUUAUUUACAAUGGAUUUACUACAUACUUCAUAUGAGGUUAUUGGCCAUGAUAGCUUGGUUGGAUAAGCACUAUCAUCUGAUUGCAAUUUACGGUGUUAACCCCUUUACGUUAAUUAUUUUGACCAGUACUAUUUGAGGCUUAAUCAUCGUAACAUUUUUUCAAAGUGAUUAGCGGUGCAAGUUAUCGAAUAACGUCUCUAAAUUCAGCAAACGCUGACCGUCCACGAUCCCUAGCCCUCGAGUACUUGGUCACGGGUUCGAGGCCUACGUAUGGCCGUCGCAAGAUAAUGACCGCAGGUCGGUAAUUUUUCUCUGGGUACUUCGGUUUUCCUCCACCACCGAAACCUCGCACGUCCUUAAAUGACCAUAACAGUUAUUAGGACGUAAACACAAACAAUCAUAAAUUCUUGUACUGUCAUCACGAACGUAUCAAGCUGAAGCAGUGACCAAAAACGAUGGAUCCAACGAGGUUACUCAUUUUACAUAAUGUCUUCAAUGCAAUCAUUUAUUUAAUCCAGAAUAUUUCGAAAAUAUUUAAUAGAUUCACUUUAUAUUUAGGUUUGAUGUGGACGACAUCAAUACGCAUAUUUUUUGCAGGAAACAUUUUGAUCUGACCAGGUCAAAUUUUGAGUUGUAUUUAGGGUUCAAUUUUCAUGUUUGUUAUUUCAGGGUAACAACUUAAAAAAGUUUUUUCUAACGUUCUACAAGGUUUAGGGUCUUGCUAUCUAAUAUGUAACAUGCUCAGGUAAUAAGCAAUCAAGUAAGUAAAACAGAUUGACUUUAAUAAAUUUUCAAGAUCGCAGAGGUCAAAUGAAUAAAAAAGUUCAGAUUUCUGUAAACCAGAAUUUUUAAAAUAGUUUAAGGUAUUUACAAUAUAUUCUGGUGCGAUGUGCAGAACGCCAAUGCACAUAUUUAUUUUCAUGAAUUUUUUUUGUGCCAAAGGUAAAUUUUCGGUUUUCGAUAGGGGUCAAAUUUCAAAUGUGCUAUUUCAAGAUAGCAUCUUUGAAACAAAAACUUCUCCUGAAGUCCUACAACGCCAGAGUCUUGAUACUGUAUUUAAAAUAGGAAGAGGACAAGGUUCGUAAUAUUUAGCAAAGAGAAUUCAUAAAUGAAGAUAUUUAACGUGAUUUAAAUGAAUUACCUUCAAAUACAUUAAAUGUGAAUUUAACAAUGACUGCCAAAAUUCAACUUACAAUUUACAAUUUUGGAAUUAUUUCAAUACUUUCAGUACUUUGAUUUUUAUUAACGAAAAAUAGAGCUUACUUUCAGUAGUAUGGUUUACAUAAAGCUUUUUUCUUCACAGAGGGUUAAGACCAUGAUGUUCAACAAGGGUUUGUAAUCAAAGACCAAAUCAGUCCUAACAGUGAAAUGCCCGUCAAAUUCUUAUAAAAAAAAAUAUGUUCUACUACUUGAUGUGAGUUUUUUUUUAUAAAUGUUCAGUACUAUAUGCAUUUGUCCUAUAUUAUACAAUGAUUUCAAUGUAAUAACAGUUUUCAUUAGUUUAUUACCAUCGAUUAUUGGACGAUAGACCAUGAGUGCGCGUGAAUUAUUUUCCAACCGACCAACGCUCUCUAAAAAUCAAAAUCAAAUGCAUCGGUAAACAAGUAAGUCGCAGAAUAGGUUUUAUUUGUCAAAUGAGGCCGGGUAUCUGUAAUUAAUUUUGUAUGUAUUUGAAGUUUUGCUAAUGUUCAAACAGAGAAAUCUAUUUGACCUCUAAAUCUAAUUAAAACCUGUCAAGCUCAUGGUCAGAAUGUUCCGCUGCACUGACUGCGAAGGUGAUUUGAAAUAGUGUUUGCAAAUGAUUUUAUGAGUGACGAGCAAUGUCGAUAUAGAUUGGUGGCUUUGAUUGAUUGCAAUAAACAUCUGGCAUAAAGCA